Messenger RNA from Dermacentor silvarum, 3033 nucleotides. RefSeq names its product achaete-scute complex protein T3. The record is from RefSeq and is a predicted model, not a curated record. Gene Ontology annotation, biological process: developmental process; regulation of transcription by RNA polymerase II. Gene Ontology annotation, molecular function: DNA-binding transcription factor activity, RNA polymerase II-specific; protein dimerization activity; RNA polymerase II transcription regulatory region sequence-specific DNA binding. Lineage: Eukaryota; Metazoa; Arthropoda; Arachnida; Ixodida; Ixodidae. The transcript has a single exon. Bases 850 to 1515 code for a protein of 221 amino acids.
AGUGCGUUCAGUUCGGCAGCGUGCUUCCUCUGCUUCUGGCACAGCAUGGUCUGAAGGCAAGGCGCCAUCACCUGGUGGCCACCGCUACACGGAGAGGGUGUGUAUGAAACCUUGCGGCAUUUGCCCCUGGAACGGUAGACCUCGAAGCAGCACGGAAGCCCGGCUCGUCUCGCACCCCCAACCCCACCUCGCUUGGCCAUCCUGUGCGCCCCGGCAUCGCGGAGCAGAAGGACUUCGGCGCCACCACCGGGGUGUGUCUGUCACGUGCCCCGACGUUUCGCGAGGGGUGUGUGUGUGUGUGCAAUUCACGUUUCUACGGGCCUCUUCUCCUUCCACUGUACCUGCCGCAGACAGCGCUCACUGCGGAAUUGAUGAACUUGGGCAUGUGACAUCCGUUCUCAGCCUUCUUCAAGAACGCUGAAAGUAGGAGAUUAUCGUUUGUUUGUCGUUGCUAAGAAAGUGUUCCUUGUAGCCAUGUCUUCAUGAAAUUUAGCCCGACGAUGAUCACCGCAUAUUUCAAGUGAGGAACAAUUUAAGGAAGAAACUGCUGCUGCACAUAAAGACGCCCCUGAGCGGUCAGAUACUAUUACUCGCUUAGCACUUGGAGUUAUGUGGCGGAGAUUCAUGAAGUUUUCUUCCGUGUCGUCCGCUCCGUUGUGAUCUGAAACCGGCAAGAAGUCUCACGACCCAUGGUGAACUUUCGAGAACAUACCUGCCUAAACCGAUCGUCACGGAACAAGGGACGGUGCCAGAACUCGUGAGCAGUCACAAAACGAGACCAAGUGGGUUUAAUUCUUACUACUUGAACUCUGCGUAACGGUGUACCAACAAUAUGCCAGCUUAGAUUCCAUGACGCUAGAGAGUCCCCCUUCACCGGCCGUCUUCCGCACCGCGACAAAAGGAGACAGAGCGCACGUCAUGAAUUCGUACAGGAUGAUACGAAGCACGUCGUCGGCUCACCACCACAACCACCAGCACUGCAAGGCGAGCGACGUGCUACGAUUCGCGAGGCGAACGCCCUACCACCAGCCGGCCAUCUCUUCCGGCUACUCCCAGGCCGUGGCCCGAAGAAACGAACGCGAGCGCAACCGCGUUCGACUCGUCAACAUGGGUUUCGCGGCCCUCAGGCAGCAUGUGCCCAACUUCACGCAGAACAAGAAGAUGAGUAAAGUGGACACGCUACGCUCGGCGGUGGACUACAUCAAGGCACUUCAGGAGCUCCUGGACCGAGGUGCCGGCCAACAGAGGCACGGUGGUUCCGAGAGGGACACCGAAGACGACGACGCCGAUGAGACUUCGUACGAAGCAAACCAUGAGCAACGGCAACGGCACGUGGUAACUUCAUUCGAAGACACGGACGGCUACUACGACUUCUCGCACAUCGGAGAAGACAAUGCUCCGUCACCGGCGGACGUGGCACCCUCAACCGUGUCUGAGUCUUCGGCGAGUGCCUUGGACUGCUACGGUGCGGACGAUGCGGAACUCAUGGACUUCUGCCAGCCGUGGCUUGUGUAGUAGGCCUAAAUGAAACUGUGCGGUGUCAUGUUUAGGUUCUAUGAUGCACUGCCGUUUUGAGGAACUCAGAGCCCUCUCCAAGUUCUGGGGAGAAGCAGAGUAUGCCCGGUACACAAAGACGCGUUUUUGUUAUAUGUCACGCAUGUAGAGACAAGUUUUUGUGAUGUACGUUGCUGCAUAUUGCAGCACAUUGAACUUCUCGCACUCCAAGUGAUAAAUGUUUUAGCGUUUUAUAUAUUGGAGCGGCUGAAACCGAAUAUCUAAAACAACUGUUGAGCUCUUCGUACCGUGCUAGACCCGUCUGUUUGUUUCUUCUUCGUUUCCGGAUUUUCUACGGGUUAUAAAGCGAGGCAAUUUUAAAGCUGACGCAGACCGAGGAGCUUGCUCCGAUAUACAUGAACAUUUUCUUGCAAUGCAUUGCACGGAAUGUGACGGUACAUCUACAAGGAUGCCACAAAGUAACGAGCCCCGCUUUUGCUCAGAAACAGUGCCGGUAAAAGAAAUUUCUUAAUUCUAGCCAGCGCAGUCCAUGACCGUUUCCCAUAAUAACGGGUGGUCAUUUGAGAUCAUGUCCUGUGGCCACAUUGUAACGAGAUGCCAGAACCGAGUUCUACUGCUUUCAUUGCAAGUAAUGCCAGAUGCCCUGAAGUGUAAUCUUCGUCGUCCGCAUCCUACAUCUGUGGCACGUACUAAACUUAUUAUUUAUCGCUACUUCUCUGUAUCUAAUUAACGAUAGAAAAUUCAGUAGUGCUGACUGAUUACUUUUGUGGGGCAAUGCAAAGCAUCGGUUUUUCAAAGAGAAAAAGGUGCUCAUGGAAAUUUCCAAACGUUUCAAUUCUCUAAAUUCAGAAGCAAGUUUCUCAGGCGAGGCUCUGCUGGUUUUGCCAGUACGGGUUAAGAGCAUAGAUUUUCAUGUUAUCCCAGCUCUAAAUGACUUGCUUAGCUUUAGCAAAGUAAACUAGAGCCUGUGCUCACAAGAAUGUUUGUAACUAUUUAUAUCACUGCGCAGCUUCCGCUCUUAAUUGCAAAUGAAACAGCUGCAAAAAUAUCUUUCUUUGUUCAUAUGUCUACCAGAAAUUUUAAAUGUAAUGUUAUCCUCUAAGUAUCCUGUAUACGUCGCCUAUCUUUCCUUUCAACUUUCGUGGAACAUGGCAACCAUAUCGUGCACGUUACCAAGCACAUGGUUUGGCCAAGUUCACGUGAGCUGUUCCUGCUGUCUUCCAAUAUCAUGUUAGGAACAAGCUGUUUUCACACAAGCUUUCAUGUUCUACUCGUUCUCAAAACUGAAGCUUAGAUAUCAAUAUUUCUGAUGAAAAAGCCAAAUAUAUAUAAAACUUGAUGAUGAAUCCAUGUUUUCGUGAAAGGCCUUUAUUCUCAACAUGAAAAACUCGAGGUCCUGUAAAAUUAUCUCGUCUGAUUACUUGAGUUUGUAGAGUUUAUUCACUUUGCACAAGUCAACCAAAGACCGAAAGUGUUGGGUCACAGGUCCGUAUUUUGAAGAAAGAAAUAAAGCCGGCC